Ogataea angusta is the source of this 1083-nucleotide messenger RNA. RefSeq lists its product as uncharacterized. Lineage: Eukaryota; Fungi; Ascomycota; Pichiomycetes; Pichiales; Pichiaceae. The record is from RefSeq and is a predicted model, not a curated record. The transcript has a single exon. Bases 1 to 1083 code for a protein of 360 amino acids.
AUGGAGGAAAUAUUUGAAAAGUCACAGCUAGAGAACCAGCAGCCCACGUCGAAAAAGGCGGACAACGCUUUGAAGCCUGUGGAUGUGAUGUCCAUUAAAAAUGCUGCUCAGUAUGUCAACCAGAAACUUUCCGCCAAAGGCUAUUUUUCGAACAAACCAAGUAAGCUCAAACAGCUGCUACUUUUGAGUUUGGAUAGCUCUGAGUUGAUUCCGGAGAACGCAGAAAAUUUCGAGAUCAGCGAGAAGGUGUACGAAAAUGACAGAAACGUAAUGAACAUCAUCUACUCGCUGCUGAAUUCGGCAGAGAUUUCGAAACAGUUUAAAGAAACCGCACUCAAAAAGAUGGCUGAUAAGGACGCCGAGAUAGAAUUGCUCAAAAGCGAGGUGGAGAGACUCAACGCCAAGGUCGACGAAAAGGAGAGACAUAUCCAGUCGCUUCAGUUGGAUAUGAUCAAGGCCGAUCUACAAGCCAAACAUUAUCAGACCAUGCUCAAUAACGUCAACGCGAAAAAUAAAGAGCAGGAGCGCACUUUUAAAUUAUAUUCAGAAGAGGUGAAACGAGAACUACGCAGAAAUGAACUGGAGGUGGACAGACUCGAAAGCAAGCUAUCCAACAUGAACAAGCGCAAAGCCAGCCCGAGGGAUGAUGAAGGAGUGGAGCAGAAAAGACAGAAAUUCGACAACGACCGGUUUCUGUCGUUGGUGGAAGAGAAUUCGCAUUUGCAACACGAUCUCAACAAACUUGUCGGCGUGCUCUUGAGGUUACAGAAAUUCCUAAAAUCGUUUGGCCAGCUGAACUCCAACAAUAAGGUGCCGUCUACCUUUAUUCCGACCGACAAUGAGCUUCUGGCCAUAGACCACCAUAAUUUUGACUUGCAUAAAUACGAUUUGAUAUUGUUCGAUCUUCUCAAGCCACUGAACGGCGACAGCAUUGACGACACGUUCAAAUUCAAGAAAAAUAACCAGACAGACAAGGACCAGGAGAUCGCAAGUUUGCGGAAUCGGCUCUCAGAAAUGGAGCAGAACUACGAACGCGUGCUGGCAACCAUGGAACAAUGGAAAACAUAUCGCAAGCAGAAAUGA